Molecule: messenger RNA, 678 nt
Organism: Lontra canadensis (Northern American river otter)
Lineage: Eukaryota; Metazoa; Chordata; Mammalia; Carnivora; Mustelidae
Product: basic proline-rich protein-like
Exons: 2
Coding region: 1-678 (225 amino acids)
Source: RefSeq, a predicted model, not a curated record
AUGGAUGCUCCGGAAAGUACUGAGUCGCAAGACAGAUUUAAUGUAGGUGUCCUGCCAGAUAUUUGCCCUGCCCGGACCCCGCCCUCUUCCCCGCCCACCCACGGCUCCGCCCAGACCCCGCCCAUUGUCCGGCCCGCUCCGUCCAAGCCCGCCCUGGCCCGUCCAUCCACCGCCCGCCUGGGCCCCGCCCUCUGUCCCGCCUCUGGGAUUCGCCCUGUGCCCCGCCUCUUGCCCUCGCGGCGCGUGGGCGGCCUGCCCCGCCGCCCUUUGCUGUCGGGGAGGGGCUGGGGUGGGAAGCUAGAGGCCCGGCGUCCUGGAGCCCCGAGAGCCGCCCUUCCCGGCCGCACCGCGCGCGCGCAGUCCCCGGCCCGGCCCGACCCCUGCCCGACCCGGAGGGGGGUCCCCGCGGCGCCGGACCCCCAGGGGCCCGCGGAGGGCUGCGUGGUGGGAUCCCCGGGAAUGGGGCCCCCCGCCCCCGCUCCGUCAGGACCGCGGGGCAGCCGGGAAGUGCGCGGCGGGACCCCCGCAGGACAGGCGCGGCCUCGAGGACCCGCGGUGCCCCAGAACCGACCCCCCUCCUGGGAAGGCUGCGCGGUGUCCCCGCCGGCGUGGCGCGGGUCCGUGCCCCCACCCGGAGAGUGUGUGGGAGAGUACUGUGAGCUGCGCUUUGCACUUUGA